Molecule: messenger RNA, 2089 nt
Organism: Bursaphelenchus okinawaensis
Lineage: Eukaryota; Metazoa; Nematoda; Chromadorea; Rhabditida; Aphelenchoididae
Source: the annotation of a GenBank genome assembly
AUGUGUUCGAAAAAGAACAGGAAGUUUCAGACUAAACCGACAGAUAAACAAGACCCGAUAUCAGUGCAAACUAACUCUUCUACAACUACAUCUGAAACUGUUGAAGCUUCCAGUGACGCGAUGAAUAAGCUGAAGAAGUUUUUACAAGAAAAGAAGCUUGACAAGAAGUUCAAGUCUGCCGGAAAAGGACAAACAUUGGCUGGAUCUGGAAGUCCAGCGCGAUCACCUCAAGCUUCGUCAGCUGUUCCUUCAUAUCAACCACCAAGCGUAAGUUAUAGUAUUAUUUGUUGAUGUUUAGGAUGCUUUCAUUUCAACGUUAAGCGAUGAUAAAAUCGUAUCAUGACCUACAUUUUUCUAGUUCUUUUGUACUAUACUUUGUUUAAAAUGUCUAAAUUGUAGGAUAGCGAAACUCGUAGACAAACAGCAAGUCAAUUAGCUGAUGCAGUUGAGAAACGACUUCAAGGGUCGGAGAAGAACCUUACUUAUGCCCAGAAGAAGAUCAGAGAACAAGCACGAAGAGAGUUGGAAGAGGAGGAAAGGAAAAAGAAAUUAGAAUCAGGAGAAGUUGAUGCCAGAAAAGAUGAGAGAGAUGGCGAAAAGUUGUUUGAGCACACUGAACAGAUCUCCUCUGUAUCUUACACUUGCGAAUUGCUGGAUGAUGAUAUUGUCCUGCCUAGGAAAGAAGUUAGUUAUUUUUUAGCAGAUUUUAGAUAUAUUAUGCAAGGGAAAUAGAUUUAUUUUAAAUUCAUAAUGGGUUUAAUGAUAAGAAUAAGUUUUUUAUAGUUUAAUUGAGUUUGAUUGUUAUUUUAUAGAUGAUCGAUGCAGUUGAACAAUUCUUGACUGCCCAUUUAUCUGAAGAGCCAAUUGAAGCCGCUAUUAUCAUGUUUUGGUCAUUGAAUCAAAAAGAAAAGAUCGACAUUGCACUGCCAAUUAUUCACAAAUACAUUAGCAAUAUUCUUCUAAACCCUGACGAGCCAAAGUUCCGUAAGAUCAAAACGACUAACAAAGUGUUCAUAGAGAAGGUGAAGCCGGUGAAAGGAGCCGUUGACUUCUUGAGAGGAGUUGGAUUCAGAGAAGAGCUGAUGGAUGGACCUGAUGGAGCGAAAGAAACGUUUUUGGUAUUUCAAAAUACUGAAUCUGAUGCUUUGGGCGUGCUUGAGGAUUAUAUGGCAGCAUUGCAGUAUGGAGAACCUGUUUCUUUGAAAUUGUACAGAGACCCGAAGGUAAUAACUUGUUUUAUGAAUUUCGUAACUUAGCUUGUACACCUAUUGAUACCUAAAAUUAUGUUUUUCAGGUCUUCCGAGUAGAUUCGUCAAAGCCAAUUCCGAAAGCUGAAGUACCUUCUGAUUUCUUCAUUUUGUCUCCAGAAGAAUUGAAGAGAGAACAAAAACAACGUGAACAAGAAGCCGAACGACUCCAGACGCUGAGAACGUCAAAGAUGAGAGAAGAAGAUGCUCGGCUACGAAAGUAUAAUUACAAAUACACGUUGAUCAGAAUUAGGUUUCCUAAUCAUAUUGUUCUUCAGGUAAGUAGUUUAAUCUUUUACAUUGACUUUAAGGUAUACCUUUAGUCGUUUUUACACGUUUUUCAAAUUAUUGCCAUAGUCUAAAAGAAAGUUUUUAAUAAAAUUUUUAUGUCACAUUGUUUUUGGCAAUGUUUUUCCUAUAAUUUCAACAUUUGUGCCGUUUAAAUUGAUGUUAUUGUUGGUACACGAUAACGUUUUCAUAUUUUUAGGGGGUAUUUGGCGUGCACGAAAAGUUCUCAACUCUUCGAGAGUUCAUCGCUUCUAAACUACAAACGCAAUCUGGCACAUUUGUAUUGACGGAUCCCACCAACGGUGGUCAAACUUUUAGCAACGAUGAAAAGUCUUUUGCUGAUUACGGGUUAAUGCCAGCUGCUGUGGUCUUCUUUGACUGGGAUCAGGAUACUAUGGUAUGUUAUGCUUAAUUUUUUUUUAUUUUUGGAGGGAUGGAUUACUUUUUUAUGAGUUUUUUAAGAUUUUUUUCUUUUUUAGGCCCAAUUUGCCCAACAGAACCUCCAGCCUUCCUUCCUAACGCAAGAACUGAACCAAAAAGCACAAGUGCUGUGA